UGUUCUCUCCUUUUCUCUUCUCUCUCCUUUCGGUUUUGAGAAAAUAAAAAAUAAAAAUCACUCCAAAUCUCCAUUUUUUCAAAAGCAAAAAGGCAUCGUUUCAAAUGCAAAACCGCUCGUAGCGACGGCUCUUCACUUCUUUUCUCAUCUUGAGGAACUUUAUAUCAACACGCACAAAUUUCUAGGGUUUUUUUGGGGUAAAUAAGUGACAUAUUUCUAGGGUUUUUCUCCAAUCGAUUGAAAGGAUAAUAAUUUCUUCCACACGUCUCUUGAAACUAAUUUUGUUUGUUUGUUUGAAUUCUGUGACUCUCAAAUUCAAAUUUGUUGGAGCACUCCAAGGAUUGAAUUGAUGUCAGCUUCAACAGUUUCAAUCACGGCCAACCCGGCCGCGAGGCGGAGACCCGUGGUGGUCGGAGAGAAGAAGUCGGGCAUAGAAUUGGUGACCGGUGAUGGAGUCGCCGCCGCCGCCUCCGGUGGUGGCGAGGACGAUAAAUUUUCCGGUGGUGGUGGAAAUAGCAAGGAUCUCAGCCAGUCAAUCAGGGGAGAUGCAGUGUUUCAGAGAUCACGAGAGAUGGUUCAGGUCAAGAAAGCUUUGCCCAAUUCCACCACCGCAUUGCCUCGUCGGACCACCCGCAAAGGCGUCUCGAAGCCAGAGAAGACCCGGUGGCAGACCGUGAUGAGCGUCUUCACCAAGAAUUUCUUGCUCCUCCUCGUACUGUUGGGGUUGGUUCAAAUGAUUCGUAGAUUGGCCCUUAAUUCCACUACUCCUACUGUUCCUUCUUACGCGGGGGUUUCAGAAUUCGAGGGCCGCAUUGCGGAAGUGGAGGCGUUCUUGAAGACUACGACGAAGAUGAUGCAGGUUCAGGUUGAGGUUGUGGAUCGGAAGAUCGAGAACGAAGUUGGAUCUCUUAGAAGGGAAAUGGGUAAGAAAAUUGAGGAUAAAGGUGCAGAAUUGGCGAUCGAUUUGAAGAAAUUGGAUGGUAGAACUGAGAGUUUGGAGAAGCAAAUUGGUGAGUUGAGGGCAACAGAAUGGUUGUCGAAAGAAGAUUUUGAUAGAUUCUUGAACGAGUUCAAGAAAGGUAAAGCUAGUAGCCAUGGAGAUGUGAACUUAGAUGAGAUAAGAGCUUUUGCGAGGGAGAUAGUUGAGAAAGAAAUUGAAAAGCAUGCUGCUGAUGGGCUUGGUAGGGUAGACUAUGCAUUGGCCUCUGGUGGGGCUAUUGUUACUGAGCAUUCUGAGCCGUACAAUGUUGGGAAGGGAAGUAGUUGGUUUUACACGAGUAGUCGAAACAGGGUUCAUAAGGAUGCAGGGAAGAUGCUUAGACCGAGUUUUGGAGAACCUGGUCAGUGUUUUCCCUUAAAAGGAAGCACUGGUUUUGUUCAGAUCAAGCUUAGGACGGCCAUCAUUCCAGAGGCCAUUACUUUGGAACAUGUUGCCAAGAGCGUCGCUUACGAUAGAUCAAGCGCUCCCAAGGACUGUAGGAUCUCUGGAUGGCUGCAAGGGCAUGAUCCAGAAGUUGAUACCAACAGGAUGUUUCUUUUGACUGAGUUUACAUAUGAUCUUGAGAAGAGUAAUGCUCAGACAUUUGACGUGUUGGACUCGGCAGGCUCUGGCAGUGUUAAUAUGAUCAGGCUCGAUUUUACAUCUAACCAUGGAAGCCCUUCUCAUACUUGCAUAUAUCGCUUGAGAGUGCAUGGUCAUGAAAUCAACUCUGUCCCAAUGUUGCCAAUGCAGUCUUAAUGAAGCCCUGUUUUUUAUUGCAUCAACUUUUCAAUUGUUCUGUAAUCAUUGUUUUCUGUGUUUUCUUUUUCAUAUGCUAGGGCUCUCUCAUUUUCUAAUGUCGGAACUAAGAACUUGUAGUUGAUCAGGUACAAAUUUUUAGUGUCAUCUUAGAUGUUUCUACCUUUUUUUUCCUUCCUUAGGGUUUGUCAAAUGAAUGUAUGUUUUAGUUACCUAUCAUUUGUUCCCUGUCGAACUACUAACACUUGUCGAUGCUUCUAAAACUAUAUUAUUGCUGAGGCCAUGUCUUUGCUGUUGAUCAAA
Cornus florida is the source of this 2041-nucleotide messenger RNA. RefSeq names its product SUN domain-containing protein 1-like. Gene Ontology annotation, biological process: nuclear envelope organization. The record is from RefSeq and is a predicted model, not a curated record. Bases 350 to 1738 code for a protein of 462 amino acids. Lineage: Eukaryota; Viridiplantae; Streptophyta; Magnoliopsida; Cornales; Cornaceae. Gene Ontology annotation, molecular function: protein-membrane adaptor activity. The transcript is spliced from 2 exons. Gene Ontology annotation, cellular component: nuclear envelope.